Vigna umbellata (rice bean) is the source of this 1103-nucleotide messenger RNA. Its product is annotated as hevamine-A-like. NCBI's taxonomy places the organism in Eukaryota, Viridiplantae, Streptophyta, Magnoliopsida, Fabales, Fabaceae. Gene Ontology annotation, cellular component: extracellular region. The record is from RefSeq and is a predicted model, not a curated record. Gene Ontology annotation, molecular function: chitinase activity. Gene Ontology annotation, biological process: carbohydrate metabolic process.
AGUUCUCUUACACUCACAAGAAAGCAAUAACAGAAAGCAAUGGCGACUCAAAGACUAGCUUUGAUCACACUUCUCUUAACCCUUUCCACGCUCUCUUCCUCACGCGCUGACAAUGGUGGCAUCGCCGUGUACUGGGGGCAAAACCUUAACGAAGGCACAUUGACAACCACAUGUGACACUGGUAACUAUGAAAUUGUGCUCCUCGCUUUCCUCACCCAGUUCGGUGCAGGGAGAACCCCAGCUUGGAACUUCGCCGGUCACUGCGACAAUGGUGCCUGGAAACAUUGCACUGAACUAGAGUCCGAAAUAAAAUACUGCCAGGGGAAAGGCAUCAAAGUGCUCCUUUCAAUUGGAGGAGACAGUCCAAACUACUCAAUAAGCUCGCCGGAGGAUGCAAAGGAGGUGGCCAACUACAUCUACACCAACUUCCUAAGCGGCAAUUACGGUCCAGUGGGAAGCGUCACGCUGGACGGCGUCGACUUCGACAUCGAAAGGACGGAGGAUUACUGGGACAACCUUGCCAGGGAACUCGACUACUUCCGACAAACGACAGGGCGUUACUUUUACUUGUCGGCAGCCCCUCAGUGCCCUACAGACCCAAUCUACUAUCUCGGCAAAGCCAUCGCCACCGAACUCUUCGACUACAUCUUCGUUCAGUUCUACAACAACCCUAAUUGCUCCUACGUCAAUGGCAUCCCCGGUAUCUUGAACUCCUGGGACAAGUGGGUAAGCUUGGUCGCCUCCAACAACUCGCUCUUCGUUGGCGUGCCAGCAGCGCCCAGCGCCGGCAAUGGUUACAUUUCGCCGGAGGUACUCAACACCCAGGUGCUUCCGCACGCGAAGCAAGCCCCCAACUACGGGGGAGUGAUGCUGUGGGAUAGAUACCGCGAUCUUCAGAACGGUUACAGUAAUAGCAUACUGCCCAAUGUGAUUAAAUCUAAGUUGCAGGUGUCUGUGGCGUCCGUUUCCGACGCAAUUUACCGGUGCGUGUCCAAGGCGUUGAACCGCGUCUUAGAUUACUAGGUAGUUGAAAGGUACGACAACUACCUUAGACAUGUAUUAUGUACGGAAUAAAUAACAUGUCAGCUAUGUGUUCCUUACCU